Messenger RNA from Emiliania huxleyi CCMP1516, 506 nucleotides. RefSeq lists its product as hypothetical. The transcript is spliced from 3 exons. Lineage: Eukaryota; Haptophyta; Isochrysidales; Noelaerhabdaceae. The annotation marks the transcript as partial. The record is from RefSeq and is a predicted model, not a curated record.
AUGCUGAGUCAUCUAGUGCGAGCCGCGCUGCUUCUCGCGGCGGUGCACUCGCUUCCGGCGCACGAGCGCUACGACGCGGUGAGCGCCAAGUACCGGCCGAUGGUGGACAAGCUCCUCUCGUCGCCGGCGCCCUCCUUCCUGAAGCAGUUCAUGAGCACCGUCGGCGGCUUCAGCGCGGACCUGGCGUGGAUCCCAAAGAUGUCCGCCAUCAGCGGCAUGACGGCGGGCGGCGGCGGCAAGGGCAAUGGCAUCGUCCCCACCGCCGACAUGCCAAAGCACCUCGCGGGGCCUGGGACGCCGGACCCGGCGAUGUGCCGCAACUCCACCAUCUGCAUGCAGAUCAUCGACCACGUGCGCAACGUCAACGAGCCGCUGCAGCGCGGCCAGACGCCCUCGCCGCUGUACCACGUGGUCACAAAGAACAAGGAGGCCACGGCGGCGGCCGCGCCGGCAGGGCGGCGGCAGCGCCUGUGAAACCUGAGACUGUGCAAGAGGCGGGGGGGGGG